AUGCUCACAAAGCAGCGUAUGGAGAAGCUCAGUAUUUUUUUGAACAUGGCACAGCAGAAGCAUACCAACAAGCGCAAACACGAUCAACCUGCAAGCACAAGGAAAACCUCUAAGGUGUCGUCGACCAACAAGCGUGUCCGAAAAAGCAAGACUUGCGCCAAGUAUUUGGAAGAUAAGGGUCGCACAUGCAACAACCCAGUUGAGCCGAUCGGUAAGACGUACUGCUCCACUCACAAGAACGAGAAACCAGUGUAUGUAAAUGCGAAGAUCACACAAGAGGAAGUGGAGCUCCUCAAUUUCGUUCGAGAACACGAAUGUGUUGGACUGGCAAUGCAUCACCUGUCUCUAUGGAUUGAACAAGAGGAAGCCGAAUCGACUGUCGAUGAAGAGACUCUCCGCAAAUUCGAAAUCAACUAUGCAUGGCAAACUGAUAUGAACAGGUUCGCACUCACUUUUGGCAAAAUCGGAAUUUAG
Messenger RNA from Plasmopara halstedii, 474 nucleotides. RefSeq lists its product as uncharacterized. The coding region runs from base 1 to 474 and encodes 157 amino acids. The transcript has a single exon. Lineage: Eukaryota; Oomycota; Peronosporomycetes; Peronosporales; Peronosporaceae. The record is from RefSeq and is a predicted model, not a curated record.